Messenger RNA from Cylicostephanus goldi, 213 nucleotides. NCBI's taxonomy places the organism in Eukaryota, Metazoa, Nematoda, Chromadorea, Rhabditida, Strongylidae. The record is from the annotation of a GenBank genome assembly.
GUGGAAGCUGAACGUUGGAUUGUUGAUCUCAUUCGAAACUAUCGAAUCGAAGGAGCUAAGAUCGACAGCAAACUAGGACAGGUCGUUAUGGGAGUCAAAGCUGUUAGCAUCCACGAGCAGGUUAUGGAGAACACGAAGCGACUCACGCUUCGAGCUCAACAGAUUGCGCUACAACUGGAAAAAGCUAGAACUGAACGAAAAUUGACCGUGUAA